This is a messenger RNA of Tetranychus urticae (two-spotted spider mite), 765 nucleotides long. RefSeq names its product histone H3. NCBI's taxonomy places the organism in Eukaryota, Metazoa, Arthropoda, Arachnida, Trombidiformes, Tetranychidae. Gene Ontology annotation, molecular function: structural constituent of chromatin; DNA binding; protein heterodimerization activity. Gene Ontology annotation, cellular component: nucleosome. The record is from RefSeq and is a predicted model, not a curated record.
CAUUCGCAAUUGUUUAUUGUAUCUCAUCAUUUGACUAAUUCUACUUGUUUAAUUCAAACUCCUCUUUCUUUCUGUGACAAUGGCACGAACCAAGCAAACCGCUCGAAAAUCUACCGGAGGUAAAGCUCCUCGAAAACAAUUGGCCACCAAGGCUGCUCGUAAAUCUGCCCCUGCUACUGGUGGUGUUAAGAAGCCCCAUCGAUACCGACCUGGUACCGUCGCUUUGAGAGAAAUCCGUCGAUACCAAAAAUCUACUGAAUUGUUGAUCCGAAAGUUACCUUUCCAACGUUUGGUGAGAGAAAUCGCUCAAGAUUUCAAAACUGAUCUUCGAUUCCAGUCUUCUGCAGUUAUGGCUUUACAAGAAGCUUCCGAAGCUUAUUUGGUCGGUCUUUUCGAAGAUACCAACUUGUGCGCUAUUCAUGCUAAGCGAGUCACCAUCAUGCCAAAGGACAUCCAAUUGGCUAGACGUAUCCGAGGAGAACGUGCUUAAGCUUUCUUUUUGUGAAAUUCUACCAUUUGCUUUUUCAUCCAUCCUAUUUAUCCUAUCCUUUCACUACACCUUUUACCCCUUAUCCUCAUGAUCCUGAAACCUCUAUAUUAGCCCGCUUAAACAAAAAAACGGCCCUUUUCAGGGCCAAUUACAUAUCUGAGAAAGAGGUUGUUAUAAUUUUCAUUGUGUAAUUUAUUCUCAUUAGACUUUUAUUUGUAAAGCUCUUAAUUAUGCCAUAACUGCUAUUCUAUUCAUUAAACAUUCUAAUUUGAUUG